AGACUAUUUCAUGGCGGCCCCCAUGCCGUUUUAAAAUGGCGGCAAAGUUAAACCCACGGAAUAUUUUGUGUUUGUUUGUUGCCUUUACUGUUGUAAUAAUCGUCGCUAAUGCAGCCAGAUUAAGUCAUCCAAAGAUUCUACUCCCUUACCAUAGUUCUGUUAUCACCAAUUUUACAUUGAACAUAAAUUUGUCACGAGAAGAAACAAGACUCCUUGAUACUUGCUAUACAUGGCAAUCAACACAGCAAGAAAUAGCUUCAAUACAGCUUGUUAACAGCACAGAUGGAGAAUGUGCCUUUUCUGCAGUCAUUUCUGCAGUUUCAAAAUCAGCACAUCGAAAAACGUCCAUGGUGCUGGCUGAAAAUAAAGUAACAGGAGAAAUUCUUCGCUGUAUUGUGAUUGUGGAGGCAAUUUCACGCUUUGAAAUAGAGACAACCACACGGUUAUUAUACCUGGAGGAUUCCCCAGAGGAAUUGAUUAUCAAAGGUUAUGAUGAUGAAGGAAAUGUGUUCUCCAGUUUGGCAGGGUUGGAGUUUGAAUGGAGUGUGUUGCCAGACACCAGUACAGAGGGCGAGGAAAUGGUGGACAUUCUCAGGAUUACAAAGUUUACAGAGUCCCAUUACUUCAUGCCCUAUUACAUCCAGCAAUUGGAAGCCAAGGGUCUGCAGGGGGACUUCAUCCUCGUCGAGGGAAUGCGGACAGGAAGUGCCCUAGUGAAAGCGAAAAUCAGGGACAGGGCAUACAAGGAGGUAAUAUCACCUUCUGUGAAGAUAAUUGUGAUAGCCAAUUUGAUUAUCAGUCCAGCAGAGGCAUACAUACUGAAGUAUGCUACCAUCAAAUAUGCUGUGAAGCAGAUCAAACAGAGCUCUAUGCUGGAGAUUUCCUUGCCCUCCUCCCAGUUUGUGCUGGAGGUGGAAGAUACCAAUGUGUGUCUGUUAGACGCCAAAACUUCUAUAGCAGCAGGACAGCAGCUCGGCUCCACAGAGAUUGUUCUCACAGACAGAAAUCUAAAGCAGGAUGCUCUUGUGAAGCCUAGUGCCAUGCUGUAUGUGGUGGCCCCCAGUUACCUGGGCUUUGUGGUCCUCCCGGACAAAAAAUGGGUGCUGGGCACGGAGAAGGUCUACACCAUUCUGAUAGAGCUGUACGAUAAAAACAGUCACAAGAUUUACCCCUCCGAUAAUGUCAUGCUGAAGGCAAUGUUUCCAGAGGAAUACUUUGAUGUAAGAUUCUCCACUAAAAAUGGCACCUAUCAUCACGUCUACACAAAGAAACCAGGAAAAACCGUCAUUGAGGGUGUCCUUACUUCUAUAAUCCAGGAGGAUGGUACAGAGAUUGAGGUGUCCCCGACAGUGAAGGGUUCUCGGUCUGUAGAGAUUCACGAUCCAAUCAGGGUCAUGCCGGAGCUUCUUUACUUCCCCUGGGACCCAAACACUCGCAGCAGCCACCAGUACAAACUACGGGUGAAGGGAGGCAGUGGGGAGUAUGUGUGGAGCUCGUCCAAAGUAGAGACUACAACUGUCAACAACAAAGGGGAGAUAACUACUGGUAACGGGGGAGAGGCCCAGAUCAUCGCAUCGGAUGCCAAGAACAGAGCUCACACUGGCUCGGCCAAGGUAUAUGUACUACCCCCAGAGGAUAUGAAGUUCGUCCCCAGACAGGUGGAGGCUGAGGUGGGCACAGAGCUGGAGAUGCCACUGGCAGUCUACGGACGAGUUCAAGGAAAAUUGGUCCCAUUCAAUGAUUGUCACAGAAUGAAGGUCAAUUUCACUUUCUCUGAUCCAACAGCAUUCCAGUUUAACAGAGUCUCCUUGAUGAUCCCAGAAGAUGGCUGUUGUUCUGUGAGAUUUACAGCAGUUCAGAGAGGUCACACGACAGUGACGGCUAGUUAUACCUCAAGAGGGAAAGAGUUAUCUGCCUCUGUUACAAUAGCAGCGUAUGAUCCCCUAAUGCCCGUUGACCCGGAGAAGGAAGCCGUCCUUGCAGUGGGCUCCAGGAAGGAGCUGGUGUUUAGAGGCGGCCCCCAGCCCUGGGUCAUCGACUCCCUCAAGUACUUCCAGGAUUUGACUAGUACAAAUUCAGCCAUCACUGAAGUCAAGAAAAUGAAAUUUCUAGGAAAUAAUCGGGGUUUUCAUCACUUUUACAUGACUUGUCUUGACUUUGGGGAGCAGAUUUUGACUUUGAGGGUGGGAAACAACAAGACAACAACCAAUCAGUUCCCAGCCGUGUCUGAGGCCUCAGUCAGAAUGAGUUGUUCUGAGCCAGUGGGGCUACAGUUGAACCCAGACCUGAGGUACCCAGAGAACCUGCCCCCCUGCCCUGUCUCAAAGGAACAGGCUGUUGCUAUCCCUGUCCACUGCCAGAGGAACUUAGACAUCCUUGUGACAGUCACCGACUCGCUGGGGAGGAAGUUUGACAACUUCUCCUCACUGGAUUUCCAGUGGAUGGUGUCGGACAGGUCGCUGGCCACCCUGGAGGACACAGAGGACGGCUCUAUCCAGAUCUCCACCACCUCAACCAAAGAGGGAUUCAACCACGUCAAGUAUUACAGAGUCUUGCAACCCCGAGGUCAGCCUGGUGUUGUGAUAGUCACAGCAUCUAUCAGCUCCUAUAUAGAGAAACACCUCAAGAUGGCAGGAUCCCCUAUAUCAACUCGGAUUUACCCUAAGAUCAGCAAGUCCCUGGAGCUGAAGCUGGUUGAGGAAGCCAUUGUCUCACCAGACAUCAUAUCCUUGUUUAACCACCCCUCCAACACAUACAUGGUGAAUGUUCAGAAGGGAUCAGGAUUUUUCCAUGUGAUUCCAGACCAGGCAGGAGUUGUGUCCCUUGAAUACACAGAUAAAACCAAACAAAUGCAGGUGGUGCCUGUGUCUGAUGGCUCUAUGAAGGUCACAGUGUAUGACCUCUGUGUCUACAGUCGGCAUCCCCCCACCGCCACCAUAUUUGUGUCAGGGGUGGGAAGUGUGGAGCUCUCUGUCACAGAGAAGGUGGAGGUAGACAAGGAGGCGGCAGUGAGGGUGAGGGUGAUAGACGUCCAUGGGAAGCCGCUACAGGCCAGCUUCUUCCGACUGAUGGGACUCAGACUGAUUCCCGCCUCCAACAUCAUCACCAUCAGGAAAGACAAGGACCAAAAAGACGAGAUGUUCACAGAGUACUACAUUAUGCAUGGAGCACAAGUUGGUCACACUUCAUUGGUUGCAGAGGCUCAUCCCAGCGAUGGCGUAGUGAUCAGGAGUCAGGCGCGACCUGUAGAGGUUUUCCCUCCACUUCAAUUGAUUCCGAGAAACAUUACAAUGAUCAUUGGAGCCAAGUUUCAGGUAUUGAGUAAAGGAGGCUCCACCCCCCAGUGUACCGUCCUGUUCUCUAUCCGGGACAGCAACAUAGCAGAUGUCUCCAGCAGUGGUCUGUUAGAUGCCCAAAACCUGGGCACCACCACCGUCUUAGGGCAAGCUGUGGGCCAGGACCCAGAAACAGGGGAGACCAUCAUCUACUCACAGGAUGAAGUGACGGUGAAUGUGAUAGAGUUACCUGGAGUCCGGAUCCAUUCAGCCUUGUCUCGCAUGCAGACAGGAACAAAGAUGCCUAUUUAUGCUGUUGGUCUCACAGAACAUGAAACCCCCUUCACCUUUGGAAGUGCCAUGCCACCUCUGGUGUUUACUUGGUCCAUCAACAACAAAGAUAUUAUACAACUACAGAAUGUCUUCCAUGAGAGUAGCUUGAAACACCCAGCAGAAAGUGACUUUGCCCGUCAGCUGGUGGCCUUGUCUGCUGGUCAGGUCACAGUCAAACUCACUGUCCGACCUCACCUGACCUCCAGGUCACAGGUUAAAGGUCAAAGGACACUGACUGAUGAACUUCAGGUGGAGGUGUUUGAAAAAUUGGCAGUGGUCAGUCCAAAGGUCUGUGAUGGCAAGAUUCUGUUAACCCCAAACACUGAAGCUAUCAUCAAAACUAACAGAGAUGGCUCAGCCAAGAUGAGUUACCAGGUGAUCUCCCUUCUUGACCCGAGCCCAGUGACUGUGGGGGAGGGGGGACUGCUGACCUCGGGGACAGUGAGCGGACAGGUAGCCCUACAGGUGACAUCCCAGGAAGAGUUUGGAACCAAUCAGACUUUGGUCCUCCUGGUCAGGGUAAAACCUGUGUCUUACUUGAUGAUUAACUCGGAUGUCUCCCUUAGUACUAGUGAGGGUUAUAUCAAGAGUAUUCCAGUAGGAACGACCUUGACCCUGUCUGUGACCUAUCACGACAAUGUUGGAGAACAGUUCUACGCAACCAACGUCCAAAUGAGAUACAGAUUUAGCAGGUAUGACUUGGUGCACAUUAAGCAUGGAUCUGAGAAUGAUACCUUGGUUGUCAAAGCAGCUGAAGUGGGACAGACUAUUCUAAAGGUAUGGGACCAAAAAAAUCCCUGGUUGGCUGAUUACAUCAACAUCCCUGUGGACUAUGUCAUUAGCCCUUCAAAACCCACUCUGUCUUUGGGAACUGUCGUCUGCUUCAAGGCUCCUCUUGUUUCUGCCAGAGGAUACCCAGGAAUCUGGCAGAGCAAAAGUAAAGUGAUGGAUGUGGACAAGGAUUCUGGGAUAGCUACGUCAGCCUUUGUGGGUCAUAACCUGGUGGAGUACACCCUGACAAAGGACGUCACAACAUACACCGAGGUGACAGUGAGACCUGUGGAUCAGCUGACUGUGGACGACUCGUGGUCCUUCCUCACCAAUGUCAAGAAUCGCCUGACUGAAUAUUUCAUCAAGGUGUCGCUGAAUGACGACUCUGAGGUCAUAGGAGAUAAUUGUACAGGGGAGAUUCAGGCCAAGGAAUUCAUGCCAAACUUCAUACCCAUCACGUGUGAACUAGAGUUCUCUUCCUUUGUUAAUGGCUUAUCUAUCUCUGAUCUCUUCCAAGUAUCUGCCACAUUUAGCUCCAAGAAAGGGAAAUAUGGCUGUCUAGUUAAGAAGCUGCACCCCGAGAGCUUGGUACAACAAAUAAGUACGACGGCCGUAGACCUACAGUUGUCUGUGUUGGUCCCCGGUAUGGAAAACCAGCCUGCAGUGUUGGCACCAGUCAAGAAGUACCAGUACCUGCCCCCGUUUUAUGUCCACAAUUCGGAGGUGUCUCUGUCCACUGCUGCUCCUUUGUCCUCCAUCAGAGUGUCCACAAUUCCAGACCUCUCUUCCUGCAUACAGGCUUCAGUGAGUGAUGAAAGCAUUCUGGAAGUCUUGACCCCCGAGAAAGACAGUCAGUCUGGAAUCAUCUUGAUAUUUCCUAUAAGGCUUAUAGAGUCUGCUGCAUUAUGGGAUAGGGACAAUGUGGAAAGUCAUGUGGAACUCUCAUGCAGGAAGACAGGUCAAAAGGUCAGACUCCCAGUGACUAUCAGGCUUGUGGGGCAGAGGCCAGAACACCUGGCAUACAGAGGGCGGCCAGUUGGAUGGGGAGCCUUCUUCCUUAACAGUUUCAACAGCAAUCAAUCCUUCUUCUCUUAUCUCUUUCUCAUCAUCGCUACAGCUGUAGCAGUCCUAGUGGGUUACCACUACUUGAUUGGUCCACGAUACAGGGCAGCUGCCAGCAGUAACCCAGCUUUCCUGAGGCCCGGGGCGGCAGGGGCUGCCUCACCCCCCUCUCCUAUGUACCCCCAGCCACAGUACUCACCAGGCUACUCCCCUCCACCGUACACAAAUUACGCCUCCCCACUGAACACCCCCAAGUCGCCAACCCUGUGGUCCACCGAGUACCACCCUCAGGACGGAACCAGCCCCAGACGGCGGUCCCCCUACAGACCCGGGGGAAUGUCCCCCAACCUGGGCCCCAGACAGAGUCCUUCCUGACCAUUCCAUCUCUAGCUCUAUAACAAAUUCCAUCUGUAUGUUCUCAAACAAUUUGGUCACAUUGAUUGUAAACAGUCAAAUGAUCACAUGAAGGUCUAAAAGCAUUUAUCUACAGAAAAUUCAGUGUCCAAUAGAAAUGCAGAACACUUGAGAGAGAGAGAGAGAGAGAGAGCAAUUUAUAAGAAUAUACAUGUUAAUGCUUUUGUUGCAUAAUAUGUUGGAGGACAGCUGGUCUGAGAGAAUUUGAUUGAUGGAUAUGAUUGUUCUAUGGUGUUAUAUGUUGUGUGAAACUUUUGUCAACUUGUGUGUUUGCUCAAACAAUGUGAUUGUUUUGUGCAUCCUAGAUCUAUCUCUUGUACUGUAAAAGAGUGUGUAAUGGCAUCAACUACCUACCAGUUGUUUUGAGGAAUAUUUAUGUUGUAUAUAUUUUGACAGAAACUACUUCUUUGAUUUAAAUGUAGCAUUUUUCAUCCGAAAUUAUGAUAUUCCAGGUAAAAUUUUCCUCAGUGUAACUCAUAAAUUAUUACUUUUCUUAAAAAAAAUCAAAGUUGUAAUCAGUAUAUUUGUACAGCACAUUUACUCUGCAGGGCAAAAACAUGACAAAUGUUGAUAUUACAAAGCUCCUGCAGACUGAUAGUCAGCAAAUGUGUAUGUCUGAAAGUUGCUGCCAAACAUUUAACACGCCAAAUCACAAGCAUUGUACAACUGGCAUUAUUUUGGGGGAGGGGGGGGGGGGGGCACACAUAUCAUUAUUGACAUGCCUAGAAGAAUGACUGGAAUGCUUUCCGUGAGUUUUGUGUUUGUUUUGUAAAUAGUUCAAGCAAAAAUGUGUGUACUUGAUUUUCAUGUAGUAUGUUGUUGGAUGUUUGUUUUUUUUUCAAAUGUAAUUUUCUUCCUUUUUUAAAAUUUGAUUUACUGCAUUGAUCUCCAUAAUUAUGUUCAAUACAGUGUUAUCAUGGCAAGAUUUUGAUCAUUUGUAUUUAUGUACAAAAUUUUGCUUAAAUUGUGCUCUUCUGUUUCCAAAAAAUGAUCAAUUGUGUUUGUUAAAAAUAUUAUGAAAACAGUU
Magallana angulata is the source of this 6882-nucleotide messenger RNA. Its product is annotated as nuclear pore membrane glycoprotein 210-like. The record is from RefSeq and is a predicted model, not a curated record. NCBI's taxonomy places the organism in Eukaryota, Metazoa, Mollusca, Bivalvia, Ostreida, Ostreidae. The transcript is spliced from 43 exons. Bases 36 to 5816 code for a protein of 1926 amino acids. Gene Ontology annotation, cellular component: nuclear pore.